CCAAAAUGUCCAGUUAGAAGAAUUUAGCAUUCUGCAAAAGAAGUUAGCAGCUGAGGAGGAAACAUUCUGAAAUGGAGCCCAAGUAUUUCAUCUUAAUUUUGUUUUGUGGACACCUGGAUAACACAUUUUUCUCAAAGACAGAGGCAAUUACAACAGAAAUACAGCCACAGCCUACCUUAUUUAGAUCAUCAGUGUCACAUGUCUCGGCUAAUUCUCAAAACACCACAAGGAAUCCUUCAAGUCAAUCAACACAAUUCAACAACAUUUCUUCUGGACAGCCAACAUCAUCUGCCAAAGUUGUUGGUGAACAACCACCACCAGCUGUCCAUGCCUCUUCUGGGAAACCAGCUGCACACACUUCUGCUGGACAACCACUUGCCUAUAACAUCACCAAAUCACCAAUACCAACGGUCAAUACUUCCUUCCAGCAAACAGUACUACCUGUGUUCACCUCUGCCAGACAAACACCACCAUCUGCCCAUACUUCUACCAGAAAAUCACCAACAUCAUUUGUCUAUACUUCCACUCAACAACCAUCGUUAUCUGUCCACACCCCUUCUAGAAAACCAGUACCACCAACUGUUCAUAAUCCAUCCACAGAACCAACAUCAAUUAUCAAAAAUUCACCUAGGGGUACACCAGGAUUCAUCUUCGAAACUAUCAGUAACAAAGAAACCUCACAUAAAACCAAUUCUAGUUCAACAGCUGCCAUAUUAAUUGGUAUAAUUCUGACUUCUAUGUUGGUGGCGAUACUCAUGAUUGUAGUAUGGAAAUGCUUGAGAAAACCAGUUUUAAAUGACCAAAAUUGGGCAGGUAGGUCUCCAUUUGCUGAUGGAGAAAUCCCUGACAUAUGUAUGGAUAACAUUAGAGAAAAUGAAGUAUUCGCAAAACGUACAUCAAUUGUUUCACUUACGACCUGGAAACCCAGCAAAAGCACACUUUUAGGAGACGACUUGGAAAUUAAGUUGUUUGAAUCAAGUGAAAACAUUGAAGAUUCCAACAACCCCAAAACAGAGGAAAUAAAAGAUCAAGUAAAUGGUACAUCAGAGGAUAGUGUGGGUGGAUCAACAAUUGGCACAGCUGUUUCUUCUUCAGAUGAUACAGAUCUGCCUCCACCACCUCCCCUUGAUUUGGAAGGACAGGAGAAUAACCAAUCUGACAAACCCACAAUGACAACUGUAUCUCCUCUUCCAAAUGAUUCUACCAAUUUCCCUCCAUCUCUGGACUGUCUCAAUCAAGCCUGUGAAGACCAUAAAUCUGAGAUCAAACCAUCAUUUCCACCUUCCCCCGACUCACUUAACUUGCUCCAGCCGCCAGUGGAUUUUAUGAAAAAUCAGGAAGAAUUCAACGUUGAGAUUCAGAGUCAGGAGUUCUCUAUUCCUCCUGACUCUGAUCAAGAUCUUAAUGAAUCUCUGCCACCUCCACCUGCAGAACUGUUAUAAAUUUUACAAAGUGCUUUUAAGCUGAUCUUCCAUUCUUAAAUGACUCCAUCUUUUGUUUUUCUUUAUAUAAUGAGAUAUAUAAAAUGGCAACUGGUAGUCAAUUUUGAUUUUUAUUCAGGAACUAUGUGAAAUCUGCUCAAAGCCCACGUGCAUAGGUGGAACUUUUUUUUAAAAAAAAGUUAUUUAACAGUGAUCUAUUUACCAGUUACCGUACUUGUCUUUAAAAUAUAGUACAUUUUACAUAUGUGGAUGGUAUACAUGUCAAUAACUUAACCAUUCUGAAACAAGCAAUCUACAUAUACUUGUAUUACCCAAUAGAUAUU
Messenger RNA from Propithecus coquereli (Coquerel's sifaka), 1765 nucleotides. It is a transcript of the gene EVI2B, whose product is annotated as ecotropic viral integration site 2B. Lineage: Eukaryota; Metazoa; Chordata; Mammalia; Primates; Indriidae. The transcript has 2 exons. The record is from RefSeq and is a predicted model, not a curated record. Gene Ontology annotation, biological process: positive regulation of neutrophil differentiation; regulation of stem cell division. The coding region runs from base 72 to 1442 and encodes 456 amino acids.